Molecule: messenger RNA, 3623 nt
Organism: Cavia porcellus (domestic guinea pig)
Lineage: Eukaryota; Metazoa; Chordata; Mammalia; Rodentia; Caviidae
Product: cytochrome b5 domain-containing protein 1
Exons: 4
Coding region: 251-937 (228 amino acids)
Biological process (GO): cilium movement
Source: RefSeq, a predicted model, not a curated record
CCGUAGACCUAACUGGAUAUACUUGACGCCGGAAUCAGACUACAUUUCCCGUGAGCAUAUGCAGCUCAAGAGCUGCCUCCGCGCAUACAGCAUUGAAUCUUAGUUGACGGUGGCUGAAAGAGGACAAUGGUUUCCAUGUCAGCGAGUAAACGCACUGGUCUAAGCGCCUCAAUGGCAGGGAGCAUGUUGUAGUGUGUACUGAGGAGACAGGAAACAGCUAAGGGACCCGGCGUCUAAAAGAGCCAGAACCAUGAAGCGCCGAGGCUUAGUGGCUGGGCCAGACUUUGAAUAUUUCCGGCGGCGGUAUUUCACGCCGGCGGAGGUGGCACAACAUAACCGGCCUGAAGACCUUUGGGUGUCUUACCUGGGACGUGUGUACAACCUAACCCCAUUGGCACAGGAGUAUAAGGGGAGUCUGCAGCUGAAACCCAUCCUGGAAGUUGCAGGCCAGGAUAUCAGCCACUGGUUUGACCCAAAAACCACAGACAUCCGCAAGCACAUAGAUCCGCUAACGGGCUGCCUGAGGUACCGCACCCCGCGGGGCCGCUUUGUUCAUGUCCCGCCUCAGCUGCCGCGUUCGGACUGGGCUAAUGAUUUCGGGAAGCCCUGGUGGAAGAGGUCGCAAUACGAGGUGGGGCUGUUGUCUGCCAAGACGCGGAAUAUCUGUAUUGUUAACACACUUACGUCGCAGGAGCACAUACUGGAGGUGGGGGCUAUGGAGUCAAUGUGGGAAAUUCUACACCGCUAUCUCCCUUACAAUGCACAUGCUGCCAGCUACACCUGGAAAUAUGAAGGGAGGAACCUGAACAUGAAUUGUACCCUGGAAGAAAAUGGGAUUCUAGAUGAGGAGGAAGAGUUUGACUAUCUCAACAUGGACGGGACGCUCCACACGCCUGCAAUACUGCUCUACUUCAAUGAUGACCUCACAGAGCUAUAGGAAAGAUGUGCGCUCUUAUAGACUCAAGACGUAUUUUGAGUUUGCCUUUAUCUGUGCCUUGAGGAAGACGUCAGGGUAUGGGGUGCUAGGACUUAGACCUCCAUUUCCUCUUGGAUCUGGCUUGUGGUUGAUUCCUUUGCUCUUUUCUUUUCUUUCUUUUUCUUUUUUUUUUUUUUUGUACCAGGCAUCAAACUCACAAGCUUGCACUUGCUAGGCAGGUGCUUUGCUGCUGAACUAAACUCCCAGCCCAAUUCCUUUGUUCUUAUGAGGAAUAAGACUGCUAUUCUCAGGUCCUUUAUGCUUUGCUCUGAGAAAGUUAGGGAGAAUGCUAGAAGUGAACUAAUCUUUAGGAAUGACACAAGGAAACAUAGUAUCUCAGAUUAGGGAAAUGAAAGGGAGGAAAGUCAGAUGGAACUAAGGUAGAACUUUUUAAUAGUAAGAAAAGUCCUACAUGGGGUUGAGGGAAUAGAACAUUUUUGCCAAUCAUAGAAAUGGGAUGGCUGGGGAAUACAAGAUUUAUAAAGACAAGAAUGGGAAAUAACUAUCAUUGACCUUGCAGAAAUGUAUUAUCUCCCUCUGGAGGAGUAUUGGGCAGCUGACACACAAGAAAAUAAAUGUUAUCAGGUAAUUCAACAUAGGUAUUAUGCUGGAUGCUUUAUGCAUCCUUUUUUUAUGACAAUUGCCCCAUAAGGUAAAUGGCACUAACACUAUUUCACAACUAAGUCUUUUUAACUUUAGAAAGUGUCAGUAGCACAAAGGAAAUUGGUUAGUAACUAGGUUGUAAGUCCAAGUGUAUUUAGCUCCAAAGAUCACAUUCUUUUUCAGUGUAAAGAGACUGUCUCAAUGUCUGAUCUCAUGCUAGCAUUUGUAACCACUGCCCUCAGAAUAAGCAUUUGGGAUGUAGAUUUGUCCUAAGUGUGUUACACUGUGGGAAACCACAGGACUAUUGUGUCAUCACACACCUAUUUAUUGGAAUUAAUUGGUAGAGUACUGCAGGGGCAAAGGGGGCAGGGAAGGCCGAGUGUCAGCCAGGCAGUAGCUAUUGAAGCUGCUUCUUUGUUAAUUCCAUAGCAAAAUUUCUUUACUAACUUUUUUGAAGCAAACAGAAAAUUUAUUGACUAAAGUUAAAACUAGAGUGGGAAAAGGGCCUGUAGAUUUGGACACUUUGAUGAGAGAGAGCAAAAGGAAGCACUUUUUCUUCCCCACCAACAGGCCUUGCUCCUUGGAGAAGGUGAGGACUACAGAGUUGAUUUUGUAAAAUAGUGACUCCAAAAGACGGACUUGAUAGAAGUCAUGUAAACAGAAGAGUUAAGUAAAACAGAAAACCCUUCUACUGAACAAAAGAGAACUACCAAUGGUUAGAUUUGAUUUAACAGGCCUUUAAACAGGGGACAGGAAUUGAGAAAAACAGACAGGUAAACUCCCAGCAGCAGCAGCCAAAAAUGAAUCAGGAAGAAUUCAGAGUAUCUUCUUGGACAAGAACCGUAGCCCCCAGUGCAAGAGAACGUGAUCCCUCUGAGAUACUAGGGGGCUGCACGUGAGUUUUCUGAGGAGCUGAGAAGCACGAACAAGGGCGAAGGUAUCUCUGUUGACUUCUGCAGUGUCUGAAUUCACUGAGGCUUAAGGCUUCUGUUAGUCCCAUGCAAUGCAGGGACCCAUGAAUUACCUGAAUCAAUCACUGUGAUGUUUAAUCAAUUCUGCAGUGAUUUUAUGUGUAUCUUCAACUAAAACCUACGCUAUUCAAGAACCAAAGCUAUGUAGUUUUUCUUAUGCCAGACUCAGGGCCCAUGCCUAUGCGAUGUGCUUAUUCUGCCCAAACUUGUUUCUUUUUUGUAGUAUAUAUCAUAGUUUUAGUACUUGUUGCCAGAAAUAUUGCUUUCUUCAUAUACCCAAGUAGAAGCUGAGUAUGGUGACUCUGGAAGCGGAAGUAGGAGGAUGGCCAUGAGUUCGAGGCCACCCUCAGCUACAUAGCGAGUUCAAGGCCAAGCUGGACUACACAGCAAGACUCUUGUCUCAAAAACCAAAACCACCAAGCAGAAUCUUAUCUCCUAGGUAUCUCUGGAAUCCACUUCUCUUCUCUGAAUUAUCAUCACUUGUUGUCUACACUGUUGGGGAAAUUUCCUAACUGCUGCUCCCCCAUUUCCACUUAUGCUCUCCAUGCAAAGAAUCAGACUGAGCUCUGAAAAAUCAAAACAUCUUACUUCCCUCAACUUCUUCAGUGGCUCAUUCUGGAAUAGUUUUAAGUUCAAAGACCCUGCAUACAUCAGGUCCUGCCUACUUUGCCUAUUCUAACACUGCUCUCUGUCCUCUGUGUCCGUGCCCCACUGGGUGAGUCUCAUUUCCUUAAGUGCCCCCCCCCAUACCAGAGAUGGACUUAGUGUCUUCUUGCUUCCAAGCCUUGACAAAGACUGUUUUCCCUGCUCACCACUCCCUUUCACUUUCCACCUAGUUGAUCCUAAAUAUUUCUUCCUUAAGGAUGCUUUUCUGAUUUCCCAAGAUAGGUUAAGACUUUGUUAUAUCUUUACCACUAUGCAUUUUCCAGAGUUCUUACUUUGUAAAAUUUUGGAUGUAACUGAAAAGUUGGCUGGUAGAUUGUAAGCUCCUAAGGGCAGAAGUUUAGUCCUUGUUCUUCACUGUAUUCUCAUUGCUGGGCACACAGCUGUUCAAUAAAUUUGGACGGAAUGAA